Molecule: messenger RNA, 2048 nt
Organism: Fundulus heteroclitus (mummichog)
Lineage: Eukaryota; Metazoa; Chordata; Actinopteri; Cyprinodontiformes; Fundulidae
Product: sia-alpha-2,3-Gal-beta-1,4-GlcNAc-R:alpha 2,8-sialyltransferase
Exons: 4
Coding region: 394-1512 (372 amino acids)
Biological process (GO): N-glycan processing; oligosaccharide metabolic process
Molecular function (GO): alpha-N-acetylneuraminate alpha-2,8-sialyltransferase activity
Source: RefSeq, a predicted model, not a curated record
GUAUCUAUUUCUGCUCCUCUCAGUAUUAGACAAGCUCCCCCUUUGUGCUGCAUAGAAGCCCGCAUCCGUGUGAGCGGGUGGAGGAGGAGGAGGUGGUGCUGCCUGGUGGAAGGGAGGCUGUGGGUGCUGCCAGGACUGGGCUCAUCGCGCCGCUGGCUGCAUGUUGACGCGCAUCUCCGCUCAGUCUCGUGAUUUCAUCGCCGGCAGCCCGAGGACCGAGCAGCGGAGGACGGGGAGCGCACCGAGCCGCGGCAUCUCCACCAUGCAGCCGCUGACCGCCGACCGUCCAUCUUCCACGCGACUGUGCCCGUCGAUGCGCCCCGGUUCGCCAGCGACCAUGAAAACAUAAGGCCGACGCUGCAGCUUCAUACCGGGAAUGACAAGGCUCCCAAGAUGGUCCGCAUCGCCAAGGCCCUGGGUUUGAUCAUCCUGAGCGUCGUUGUGCUCAUCCUGUCGCUCAUCAGCUACGUGUCUCUGAGAAAAGACAGCCUCUUCGGCUCCAACAAAUACCCGGGGGGCCCGCGGAUUAUGUUCCACGCAGGCUUUCGGUCUCAGUUUGCCAUGAAUUUCCUGGACCCGUCUUUCAUCCCACUGACAAAUGCCUUGAAUGAGGAACUCCAAGGAAAACCAUACAAGUGGAAGUUCAACCGGACAGCAUAUUACCAGCAGAAGAAAGAAAUCUUCAACUACAUCGACAUUCCCAAGAACUUCUCCCUAACUAAGAACAGUGUACGCGUGGGCCAGCUGAUGCACUUUGACUACUCCAGCCACAAGUAUGUCUUCUCCAUCAGUAACAACUUCAAGUCCUUACUCCCUGAGACCUCCCCCAUCCUCAACAAGCACUACAGCACGUGUGCUGUGGUGGGAAACAGCGGCAUCCUGACUGGGAGCCACUGCGGUCCCGAGAUUGACCAAGCUGACUUCGUCUUCCGCUGCAACUUCGCUCCCACGGAGGUCUACUCCAAAGACGUGGGCAAAAAGACCAACCUGACUACGUUUAACCCCAGCAUCUUGGAGAGAUACUACAACAACCUGCUGACCAUUCAAGACAGGAAUAACUUCUUCCUCAACCUGAAGAAGCUAGAGGGAGCCAUCCUCUGGAUCCCUGCCUUCUUUCUUCACACCUCUGCCACAGUAACCCGAACCCUGGUGGACUUCUUUGUGGAGCACAAGGGCCAACUGAAGGUUGAAUUGGCCUGGCCAGGAAACAUCAUGCAUGACGUCAACAAAUACUGGAAAACUAAGAACCUCUCUCCCAAACGUCUGAGCACGGGGAUCCUUAUGUACACCCUGGCCUACGCCAUGUGUGACGAAAUCCACCUCUACGGCUUCUGGCCCUUCGGAUGGGAUCCCAACACAGGCAAGGAGUUGCCUUACCAUUACUAUGACAAGAAAGGGACCAAAUUCACCACAAAGUGGCAGGAGACGCACCAGCUGCCCAGCGAAUUCAAACUGCUCUAUAAGCUUCACAGGGAAGGCGUGACCAAACUCAGCCUAACACACUGCACAUAGAUGUACGAGUGCCAGAUUGUUCCACGCAUCACUCCGGAAACCACGAUACACAAACCUCAUCAUCAACCCGUCUCCAACAUUAGUUAUCUGAUACAUAAGCAUGAUGGAUGGCAAUUGAUUUUAAAUCUGCAGACAGACCCACGCGACUAUUUAAUUUAACUUGACAAUUUCCGUCUUUCUGGGUGUGUAAUUUACACAAAUGUUUAAUAUGUUGUUGUGUUAAGUAGAACUGUCAUGCUUUUAUGAUUGUCUUUUGCAUGACUGCUGACUAUAGCGCCGCCAUUUGGCAAGAACAAACAUCCCUUUUCAGCUGUAAAGUUAAAUCGUCCAGUUCCGAUUAAUGCAAAUGAUUCACCUUUACAACAGUGUGCUGACUGAUUACACUGAAAUCACUGCCUAAUCUCAGGGAUGGAGUUAGAUCAGUGUUGUUUCUAAUCAGAUUUUAUGCCUCAAGAGUGGUACAGUUCUUCUUUUUCAGGAUUUUAUCCCCAUGAUUUGUCAGACAAUCUGCACUGCUCUUUAAGAUGGUAUUGUUU